AUGAUUAUUUAUAAAAGUAAGUGUUUUAGUUAUCCAGACUCUAACUUGGCUUUAGAUCUUGGUCUUCUCUUCCUCAUGGUAAUCCUUGAGUUUGUGCGGUUGUACUUGGGUACAAUGGGAAAUUUAACAGAAGAAGAGCUUCCGUUAGGAUCCAGUCUGUUAUUGACUAUUGGCAAUGUCUUUCUGUCUAUAUAUUUCCUGGUGUGGGAGACAUACAUCCUGAGAGCAGAUCUCAUCAUAAAUGGCAUUCUGUUGGUUCUUUAUGGUCUGGAAGCAAUCCUAGAAAUUUUCACCAUUGCCACUUUUUUCCGUUAA
This is a messenger RNA of Staurois parvus, 315 nucleotides long. The record is from the annotation of a GenBank genome assembly. Lineage: Eukaryota; Metazoa; Chordata; Amphibia; Anura; Ranidae.